Mandrillus leucophaeus (drill) is the source of this 1116-nucleotide messenger RNA. RefSeq lists its product as uncharacterized. NCBI's taxonomy places the organism in Eukaryota, Metazoa, Chordata, Mammalia, Primates, Cercopithecidae. The record is from RefSeq and is a predicted model, not a curated record. Bases 457 to 864 code for a protein of 135 amino acids. The transcript has 2 exons.
CCUGCAGCGCCAAGCCGGCUCCCCAACCUGGUCUGCUGAACGCAAACCGCUGAGAGUUUGCUGCACCGCCCCCUGGGGCCCCGGGCUGCCGAGUUCCGCUAAGGCAAAGACGCAGCAAGCGAGGGAGCGCAGCGGAAGAAAAACAAGCGGGCACGCGAGGGGAGCCCCAGGAGGGCGACCGGGUGGCUGGCAGGCAGCUCCCGCCCCGCCCGGGUGGCCUCGCCGGAGGCUGACGGCCCGGAGGACUCGCGCUCCGAAAAGUUAGACUCUGGGAGGCGGCGCGCCACGCCGCGUCUCCUCGCGUCCCUUCCUCUCUGUGCUCUGGGAAAGGAACUUGGUCCUCCGGCCCCUGGAGAGGGGAGUGUGCCGCGGGCCGAGGGUGGGGAGCAGCCAGCGGGAGACGCGUACGAGGCCGCUGGCGGAGGGCGCAGGGCGAGCGCAGAGGCGACGGCCCCCAUGCCGGCGGCCAACAUGAUGGAGAACCGGCCGCUGCCCGCCCUGCAGGUGCCCGAGCCGCAGGGCGCGGCUGAGGGCAGCCCGGUCUGGUCCAGUUCGUCGACCCCCACGCUUCGCCGCCGGCGCUUCAAGAUGCGCCGCAUGAAGAACGUACAGGAGCAGAGCCUGGAGGCGGGGCUGGCCCGGGACCUACCCGGCGUCUUGACCCCCGGCAAAGAGUUCCUGCAGCUGCCGUCCAUCGAGAUCACGCCCUCCAGCGACGAAGACACCCCGUGGUCCAACUGCUCCACACCCAGCGCGUCCCCGCGCCGAAAACGCUUCCUCCUCCGCAAGUGGCUGAGGGUGAGGGAGCGGAAGGAGUGCAGUGAAAGCAGCUCAAGUUUGCGGAUUUUCCCUGCACAAAGUUGAAAAUGUGAAGAGGAUUAGGAGACCCCUUUCUUCUCCUUAAACCCUAGGAAGGAAGAAGUGGAAAAAAUGGUAAAGAUAGCAUGGCUUACUAACUUUCCAAUAUUCACUGGAGUACUCCAAGACCAAUCGUGUUCAUCUUUGUAUCUUCAUAGCACUGUACCUGACCUCUUACAGUGAUCUAUAGAUCUAUAGAUGUUUGUUGAUGAAUUAAUAAUGAGUAAAUAAAUGAUUCCUUUUUCUCUGUUGUUUAAA